Messenger RNA from Trichoplusia ni (cabbage looper), 966 nucleotides. RefSeq lists its product as uncharacterized. The record is from RefSeq and is a predicted model, not a curated record. The coding region runs from base 1 to 966 and encodes 321 amino acids. Lineage: Eukaryota; Metazoa; Arthropoda; Insecta; Lepidoptera; Noctuidae. The transcript has a single exon.
AUGUCAAAAAUUACUCGUACGCCCCCGCCGACUCCAAAACCUCAGCUGAUGCACACACAUUCGAAAUCGGAUCCAGACUUGCCAUCCGCGAUGGAAGAAACUGCCGAGCAGAGUCGGAAUGUAACAUCACGACAUAAACGCCCACGUAUUUUCGGUUCUCCAUCAGAUGACCAUGAUCCUUCUAAGGCAUUUUUGACCAACUUUAAAAAUGAGUUAAUGGUAAUGCUUGAAGACUGGAAGUUGGAACAACAAAAAACCUUAUCUCAAUUGGUUACCGAUGUCGCUCACUUAAAACUACAAUGUUCCAAUAUACAACAUAGCAAUAAUGAAAUCGAGAAAAAGAUUGUAUCAUUGAAUCAAGAUUACGAGGAGGCUUUGGCCAAGGUAUCUCAACUUGAAGAGACACAAAAAGAAAAUAGUAAUUGCAUUAGCAAUCUUGAAAAGCAAAUUCAAGAACUUCAACUUAAGUGUCGAUCGUCGGCAAUUGAAAUUAGAAACGUACCAGUAAUGCCAAAUGAAAAAAUAAACGACCUUCUUCAGAUUGCCUCGUGCUUGGGACAGACUAUCCAAAUGGAUCUUUCUAGUUCCAAUAUCCGUGAUAUUUAUCGGUUGCCUGGAAAACCUGGCCUCACUCGCUCUAUACUAGUUGAAUUCUCAACGGUAUAUUUCAAAAAUAACGUUUUAAGUGCAGUGCGCACUUAUAACAAAGAGCGCAAUAUCAGGGAUAAGUUGAACACAGAGAACAUUGGCAUUGCUGGAGAAUGCAAACCAAUCUACGUUGAUGAACAUCUCUCUCCAACUACAAAGAGGCUUUUUUACCUUGCUCGAGACUUCGCGAAACGCAACAGCUACGAUUUCUGCUGGAUAUCUAACGGAAAAAUCCUAAUACGAAAAAGUUGUGAUACAAAGGAAGUUCACUUCGUGAAGACAGAACAGUGUUUGUUGAAAUUGGAAUCCAAGCAAUGA